GGCAGCGGGCGCCGGGGGGCGGUGGGACGCUGACCCCGCCCCCUGCUGCUGCCAGUCUGCGCCGGGCGUCGGCAGCGGCGGAGCCCGCAACAUGGCGGCCGCGGUACUCCCCUUCAGGCCCGAGCGAGAGGCCGAGCCGGCCAAGGAGGCGCGCGUCGUGGGUUCCGAGCUCGUGGACACAUACACGGUUUAUAUCAUACAGGUUACCGAUGGCAACCAUGAGUGGACGAUCAAGCACCGUUACAGUGACUUUCAUGACCUGCACGAAAAGCUUGUUGCAGAGAGAAAAAUUGACAAGACUCUACUUCCCCCCAAAAAGAUCAUCGGGAAGAACUCGAGGAGCCUGGUGGAGAAGAGGGAGAAGGACCUGGAGGCGUACCUCCAGACUCUCCUCGCUGCCUUCCCUCACGUGGCUCCCAGAGUUUUGGCCCAUUUCCUGCAUUUUCACUUCUAUGAAAUAAAUGGUAUCACUGCAGCACUAGCUGAAGAACUUUUUGAGAAAGGAGAACAACUUCUAGGAGCCGGGGAGGUCUUUGCCAUCAGGCCUUUGCAGCUCUAUGCGGUCACGGAGCAGUUGCAGCAGGGCAAGCCUACUUGUGCCAGCGGUGAUGCCAAGACUGACCUUGGCCACAUCCUAGACUUCACCUGUCGCCUUAAGUACCUUAAGGUUUCUGGCACAGAAGGACCUUUUGGGACCAGCAAUAUUCAGGAGCAGCUCCUGCCCUUUGAUCUUUCAAUAUUCAAGUCUCUUCGUCAAGUGGAGAUAAGUCAUUGUGACGCUAAGCAUAUCCGAGGGCUGGUCACCUCCAAGCCAACAUUGGCCACAUUGAGUGUCAGAUUCUCAGCAACUUCCAUGAAGGAAGUCCUUGUUCCUGAAGCCUCAGAAUUUGAUGAGUGGGAGCCUGAAGGCACAGCCCUGGAAGGCCCUGUGACUGCUGUCAUCCCUACAUGGCAAACACUGACCACUCUAGACCUGAGCCACAACAGCAUCCCUGAGAUCGACGAAUCUGUGAAAUUGAUCCCAAAGAUUGAGUACCUGGACCUGAGUCACAAUGGAGUACAAGUUGUGGACAACCUACAGCAUCUCUACAACCUCGUGCACCUCGACCUGUCCUACAACAAGCUCUCCUCCCUGGAAGGCGUGCACACUAAACUGGGCAAUGUCAAAACCCUAAACCUGGCAGGCAACUUCCUGGAGAGUCUGAGUGGCCUGCACAAACUCUACUCUCUGGUUAAUCUGGACCUCAGAGACAACAGGAUUGAGCAGCUGGAGGAGGUCAAGAGCAUAGGCAGCCUGCCAUGUCUGGAGCACGUGGCCUUGCUGAACAACCCUCUGAGCAUCAUCCCUGACUAUCGGACCAAGGUGCUCUCCCAAUUCGGAGAACGAGCCUCUGAGAUCUGUCUAGAUGACGCUGCAACCACAGAGAAGGAGCUGGACACUGUGGAAGUGCUGAAGGCCAUUCAGAAAGCCAAGGAUGUCAAGUCCAAACUGAGCAACACAGAAAGGAAGGUUGCUGAGGACUCCCGGCUCCCAGCUGCUCCCUGCACCAGACCCAGCAGCUCCCCUCCCACCGCAGCCCCCAGCUCAGCCUCCCUGCCUCAGCCUAUCCUCUCCAACCAAGGAAUCAUGUUCGUACAGGAAGAGGCCCUGGCCAGCAGCCUCUCAUCCACUGACAGUCUGCCUCCCGAGGACCGGCCCAUUGCCCAAGACUGCUCUGACUCGUUGGAGUCUAUUCCCACAGGACAGGUGGCUCCUGAAGAUUUAAGGGACGUGCCGGGAGCUGUUGGUGGUGCAAGCCCAGAGCAUGCAGAACCAGAGGUUCAGGUGGUGCCUGGGUCAGGCCAGAUCAUCUUCCUGCCCUUCACUUGCAUUGGCUACACAGCCACCAACCAGGACUUUAUCCAGCGCCUCAGCACACUGAUCCGCCAGGCCAUUGAAAGGCAACUCCCUGCCUGGAUUGAGGCUGCCAACCAGCGAGAGGAAGCCCAAGGGGAGCAGGGCGAGGAGGAGGAGGAGGACGACGACGACGAAGAGGAGGAUGUUGCUGAGAACCGCUACUUUGAAAUGGGACCCCCAGACGUAGAGGAGGAGGAGGGCAGUGGCCAGGGAGAAGAGGAGGAGGAGGAAGAUGAGGAAGACGAGGAGGCAGAGGAAGAACGCCUGGCUCUGGAGUGGGCCCUGGGCGCUGACGAGGACUUUCUGCUGGAGCACAUCCGCAUCCUCAAGGUGCUCUGGUGCUUCCUGAUCCACGUGCAGGGCAGCAUCCGCCAGUUCGCGGCCUGCCUUGUGCUCACCGACUUCGGCAUUGCUGUCUUUGAGAUCCCACACCAAGAGUCACGAGGCAGCAGCCAGCACAUCCUCUCAGCCCUGCGUUUUGUCUUCUGCUUCCCACAUGGCGACCUCACUGAGUUUGGCUUCCUCAUGCCGGAGCUGUGUCUGGUGCUCAAAGUGCGGCACAGCGAGAACACGCUCUUCAUCAUCUCAGAUGCGGCCAACUUGCACGAGUUCCAUGCUGACCUGCGCUCCUGCUUCGCACCACAGCACAUGGCCAUGCUCUGCAGCCCCAUCCUCUAUGGCAGCCACACCAGCUUACAGGAGUUCCUGCGCCAGCUGCUCACCUUCUACAAGGUGGCUGGUGGCUGUCAGGAGCGCAGCCAGGGCUGCUUUCCUGUCUACCUGGUCUACAGUGACAAGCGCAUGGUCCAGACAGCUGCUGGGGACUACUCGGGCAACAUCGAGUGGGCCAGCUGCACGCUGUGCUCCGCUGUGCGGCGCUCCUGCUGCGCACCCUCUGAGGCUGUCAAAUCCGCUGCCAUCCCCUACUGGCUGCUGCUCACUCCGCAGCAUCUCAACGUCAUCAAGGCCGACUUCAACCCCAUGCCCAAUCGUGGGACCCACAACUGCCGCAACCGCAACAGCUUCAAGCUUAGCCGUGUCCCGCUCUCCGCUGUGCUGCUCGACCCCACUCGCAGCUGCACCCAGCCACGGGGCGCCUUCGCCGACGGCCACGUGCUGGAGCUGCUUGUCGGCUACCGCUUCGUCACCGCCAUCUUUGUGCUGCCCCACGAGAAGUUCCACUUCCUGCGAAUCUACAAUCAGCUGCGGGCCUCACUGCAAGACCUGAAGACUGUUGUCAUCUCCAAGACUCCUGCGGCCGGGCCAAAGUCCCAAAGCCCACUCGUGGAUGGCCAGCCUGCCAAAAACAGGGCCAGUGAUGAACAGCGGCUACAGGAGGCCCCAGCAGAAGCUCCUGGUCCAGUCCUGGCUCCAGCUGCAGGCCCAUCAACAGCUCCAGCUGCAGGCCCAUCAACAGCUCCAGCUGCAGGCCCAUCAACAGCUCCAGCUGCAGCCCCAGCAGAGGCCUUGGCUCCGGUUCCAGCUCCCAUAGAGGCCCCAGUAGAAGACCCAGUUCUGUCUCCAGCAGAGGCUCCAGCCCCAGCGGAGGCCCCUGCUCAGUAUCCAAGUGAGCGCCUGAUCCAGUCCACAUCUGAGGAGAAUCAGAUCCCCUCUCACUUGCCAGUCUGUCCAUCCCUCCAGCACAUUGCCAGUCUUCAGGGGAGCGCCGUCAUUGAGCUCUUCCACAGCAGCAUUGCCGAGGUUGAAAACGAGGAGCUGAGGCACCUCCUGUGGUCAUCAGUGGUGUUCUACCAGACCCCGGGGCUGGAAGUGACCGCCUGUGUGCUGCUCUCCACCAAGGCCGUGUACUUCGUACUGCACGAUGGCCUCCGCCGUUUCUUCUCUGAACCGCUGCAGGAUUUCUGGCAUCAGAAAAACCCUGACUAUAACAACAGCCCUUUCCACAUCUCUCAGUGCUUUGUGUUCAAACUCAGUGACCUGCAGUCAGUCAACGUUGGCCUUUUCGACCAGUACUUCCGGCUGACGGGCUCCUCCCCAGCACAGGUGGUCACCUGCUUGACCCGAGACAGCUACCUGACACACUGCUUCCUCCAGCACCUGAUGCUCGUGCUCCCCUCACUGGAGCGCACGCCAGAGCCUGAGCCUGCUGACAAUGACUUCUACUCAGAAUUUGGAGACAAGAACACAGGGAAAAUGGAGAACUAUGAGCUGAUCCAUUCCAGCCGUGUCAAGUUCACCUACCCCAGUGAGGAAGAGGUUGGGGACCUGACCUAUAUCAUCGCACAGAAGAUGGCUGAUCCAGAAAAGGCUCCAGCCCUCAGCAUCUUAUUGUACAUACAGGCCUUCCAGGUGGCCGCACCACCGCCUGGACGGGCCAGGGGUCCACUGCGCCCUAAGACACUCCUGCUCACCAGUGCGGAGAUCUUCCUCCUGGAUGAGGACUAUGUCCACUAUCCAUUGCCUGAAUUUGCCAAAGAGCCACCACAGAGGGACAGAUACCGGCUAGACGAUGGCCGCCGUGUCCGAGAUUUGGACCGGGUGCUCAUGGGCUACCAGCCCUAUCCACAGGCCCUCACUCUUGUGUUUGAUGACAUGCAGGGCCAUGACCUCAUGGGGAAUGUCACCCUGGACCACUUUGGGGAGAUGCCAGGUGAUCCUGGCAGGGCUGGCCAGGGCCGAGAGGUUCAGUGGCAGGUGUUUGUCCCCAGUGCUGAGAGCCGAGAAAAGCUCAUAUCACUGCUGGCACGUCAGUGGGAAGCCCUUUGCGGCAGGGAGCUGCCCGUGGAGCUCACUGGCUAACGAGUGCCACAGCAGACCUGGCCUCCUGCCACGUCCAGUCUAGUCUGAUGCCCACAGGGGCAAGGAAGCAGGCCUUCUGUGUUCUUUUUAAGGUGUUCUUCCCUCCCUUGACUCCUACAGUGAUUCCCGUGGACCCCACACAGUUCCCACCAAGAAUGUGAACAUGUGCGUUCAGUUAAUUCUUCCUAAUGCUGGGAAGAAGUAUGCUAGCCCCACCAGAGUGUCCUUGUGCCAUCAGCUUCCCUUGUGUCGCCUGCCUCUGAAGUGGCAUGGCCAGACACAGCAGCAUUGUUUUGUCUGUGAUUGAUGCUGUUGUUAACAUGUGGCUCUGUGACCCCGAUAACCUUCACGUCCUGUCCUCCAGUGUCGAGUCCAGCCCUUUGUU
Molecule: messenger RNA, 5042 nt
Organism: Acomys russatus (golden spiny mouse)
Lineage: Eukaryota; Metazoa; Chordata; Mammalia; Rodentia; Muridae
Gene: Nisch
Product: nischarin
Exons: 22
Coding region: 92-4657 (1521 amino acids)
Cellular component (GO): cytoplasm
Molecular function (GO): integrin binding; phosphatidylinositol binding; protein kinase binding
Source: RefSeq, a predicted model, not a curated record